AAUGACCGGCGUCUUGCAGGACAUUUUGAACGAGCCCCUUUUGCCUGAGGCUCGCAACCACCCGAUGCUCGAUGAUCGUCUCAGGGGAAAAGAAGCCUUGGCAAAGAGCAGAGGUUUAGAGGAAAAUACCUGUAACCAGAGACUGCUGAUUGAUAGCGUUCUGCAACAAGGAAGCCCACAUACCAUGGAGGCAGUGACCUUCAAGGAUGUGGCUGUGUUCUUCACUGAGGAGGAGCUGGGGCUGCUGGACCUUGCCCAGAGGAAGCUGUAUCGAGAUGUGAUGCUGGAGAACUUCAGGAACCUGCUGUCAGUGGGGCAUCAACCAUUCCACCGAGAUACCUUCCACUUUCUAAGGGAGGAAAAGUUUUGGAUGAUGGAUAUAGCAACCCAAAGAGAAGGGAAUUCAGGAGGCAAGAUCCAACCUGAGAUGAAGACUGUUCAAGAAGCAGGACCACAUGAAGGGUUGUCCUGCCAGCAGAUCUGGAAAGAAAUUGCAAGUGAUUUAACCAGGCCUCAAGACUCUACCAUAAAUAGUUCUCAGUUCUUUGAACAGGGUGAUGCCCACUCCCAGGUUGAGGAAGGACUAUCUAUAAUGCAUACAGGACAGAAACCUUCUGAUCGUGGGAAGUGUAAACAAUCCUUCAGUGAUGUUUCCAUCUUUGAUCUUCCUCAGCAAAUACACUCAACAGAGAAGUGUCAUUCCCAUGAUGAGUGUGGAAAAAGCUUCUGUUACAUCUCAGCACUUCAUAUUCAUCAGAGAGUCCACCUGGGAGAGAAACUCUUUAAGUGUGACGUGUGUGGAAAGAAACCAGCCAACACUGGGGAGUAUGGAAAAGGCUUCAUCGGUAGGCUGGAUUUGUGUAAGCAUCAGACGAUCCACACAGGAGAGAAACCAUAUAAUUGUAAAGAAUGUGGGAAGAGCUUCAGACGGUCCUCAUAUCUUUUGAUACAUCAGCGAGUCCACACUGGAGAAAAGCCAUACAAAUGUGACAAGUGUGGGAAGAGCUACAUUACUAAGUCAGGUCUUGACUUGCACCAUAGAGCCCACACAGGAGAGAGACCUUAUAACUGUGAUGACUGUGGGAAGAGCUUUAGACAGGCCUCAAGUAUUUUGAAUCAUAAGAGACUCCACUGCCGGAAAAAACCAUUCAAAUGUGAGGACUGUGGAAAGAAGCUUGUACACCGGUCAUACCGUAAAGACCAACCAAGAGACCACAGUGGAGAAAAUCCAUCCAAAUGUGAGGACUGUGGGAAGCGCUACAAAAGGCGCUUGAAUCUUGAUAUAAUUUUAUCAUUAUUUUUAAAUGACACAUAAGUGUUGUACAUAUUUAAGGGGAAAAAUUUGAUAUUUAAAUAUACGUAUAUGAUGUAUAAUGAUCAAAUCAGUGUAAUUAGCAUAUUUAUCACCUCAAACAAUGAUCUCUUCGUGUUGGGAAAAAUAAAAAUUCGUUGUUC
This is a messenger RNA of Piliocolobus tephrosceles (Ugandan red Colobus), 1455 nucleotides long. RefSeq names its product zinc finger protein 223-like. The transcript has 6 exons. Gene Ontology annotation, cellular component: nucleus. Gene Ontology annotation, biological process: regulation of DNA-templated transcription. The record is from RefSeq and is a predicted model, not a curated record. NCBI's taxonomy places the organism in Eukaryota, Metazoa, Chordata, Mammalia, Primates, Cercopithecidae. Bases 2 to 1315 code for a protein of 437 amino acids.